This is a messenger RNA of Symbiodinium sp. CCMP2456, 2397 nucleotides long. The record is from the annotation of a GenBank genome assembly. NCBI's taxonomy places the organism in Eukaryota, Dinophyceae, Suessiales, Symbiodiniaceae.
AUGGCAAAGGAUGAGGAGGAGGCUUUCCGGCAGUACAUGGACAAAAUUGGCGAGAACCGUGAUGGCACGAGCGCAGGCUUCAACCGCAAGGCAUUUCCCUGGUUCACCCCCAAAGAACCAGCAAAAGUGCCAACCGUCUCGGCUGAGGUUCUCGAAGCAGCAAUGGAAUUCAAGCCAAAGCCGCGGACUUCGACUGCAAAGCUUUGGGAGGUGGACUCGGAGGCAAGCUCAAGGGCAGGUCAGACGGAGGGCGAGGAGGUGCCUCUGUGCCCGCGCUGCUCGCUGCCGGUGGGCGAGUUCGCUUACCAGGGCCGUGAGGGCAAGCAAUCGUGCGUGCACACGGAGUGCAUGGCCCAGGUCAUGUCUCAGGAGGCGCAGCGCGAGGAGGACGCACGGGUGAAGCGAGAGAAUGUGAAGAAGGAGAAGAACCGCCGCGAGUAUGACAUCGGAUGGCGCAUGGACAGCGUGCCGAAGAGUGCCCAGUGGGCCGAGCGGAUGGGCUGCAGACCCGCACCGCAGGGGCUCUGCUGCCUCGUGCUUGAUGAAGCCUCCCGCACGGUCAAGGUCGCAGCCACUGCGGAGCCGUCUGCUGCAGUGAACUUGGAGUACCUGCUUCUGGCACUCAAGGUCCGCAAGACCGCAUCCCGCGAGCCCCUCUUCUCCUUGGACCCAGUGGACCCGCAGAAUUUGGAGAAAACUCCACAGAAGAAGGUUUACGAGCCGAGCUGGCUUGCAGGAACCAGCGUGGGUGAUGUCAUGUUCCAAGCCGAUUACUUCCUCAAGGAGCUUGCGCUCGGAGAGUACGACAUGCCGGCGGCAGCCUCAGUGCAUCCGGUGGUUGGCAUGCUGAGCGUCUUUGACUGGUCCGAGAUGAAGGACAAGGACAAGAGUUGGGCAGGACGUGAGUGGUACGUGGUCAAGAAAGCGGAGAUCCGCAUGGCCGAGGACAACACACUGAUCCCGCACGUGAAGAUGGGAGUCGAGGCUCGGGAGCAGGUGGUGACGAAGAAGGGCCUGGAAGAUGCCGCAGUGACACUGCCGCACCAUCCCCUGAAGAAGUUCGCGGAUGCCUUCACACGCAACUUCGACUUGAUCGCCGAGCGCAAGAGCGUGGUCUUCCACCUCCGAGAGCUUGCGAAGGCUUCGGCCAUGGCCAAAUACCUCAUCGACUCCAAGGCGCGUCUGGACCCAACAUGGUAUGCCCUGGCUGACGAGAUCGUGAAGUCUACCGAGAAGGAGGCUUACCCUCAGAUCCCGCAGCUCUGGAACAUGCGUGGCAACUCCCGCAUCAAGCUCAAGGAGGGCCGGCUUGUGGACAUGGUGACAGGUGGCCAGAGCAAUCUGCAGGCCAUCUAUGGCGGUGUUGAGUUUGGCCUCGACCGCUUCGAGCUCGCCCAGCGUCACGCGCUCCAGGGCCAAAAGCCGAGCGUGCCGGGAGUGCAGCUGGCGCAGUCAGGCCGACCCAUGUUCAUGCCACAGCGAUUCCAGCUGGGGCAGCGGCCGGAGAUGCCACAGGGUGUCGACCUGAACUUGGACAAGUUCUCCUUGUCGACGGAGGAGCGCUUUAAUGGCCGUCUUCCGCCCUGCAGUGGGGGUGUGGGCUCACUGGAGGCAAAGACUGUGCUGGGCCGGGCUUUCCUGCAAGCUUUGCAGCAGAAGUCCUUUGCCGUAAAGCCAGAAGAUCAGAGCCUCCUGCUGAACAUCUUCAAAGUACCCCAGUGCGAUCGUGUCGAGGAGGGCGAUGCUUUCAUUCCACCGGAUCCCAAUCUCGAGUACCUCACCAAGGUCCGCAGCCUCGUCGGGGAGGAGAAGACUCUGCGCGAGCGGCGUAAGCAGCGCUUCAGCGACAAGUCCUUCGCAGUGGCCAAUCCGGGCUUGGACUUCCCACGCUCCUGGACUCCACGCUUCCAGGUCGAGUUGGAGGGCCGCGCGCAGACGGCACCUACGAAGUUUGGCCUAAAGAAGCUGGAGGUGGAUGAGGCAUUCAAGCGCGGGCUGCUGGAGAACGUCCUGCCGGCUGGCGCCCCUGAGUUUAACCAGGUCACAGAGGACGGCAUCGUCUUCCGCAUCUACAAGAUCGGGAGCUUGGAGGACGUUCUACGUGACAGGCUCGUGAAGUGCAAGGUCUAUGUCGAGGCCAUGGAGCAGGAAUCGCAGCUCCACCUCGCCAAGGAUGCACGAAUGGGAUGCAACUUCUACAUCGUCCUGGAGACAGAAAAGAAGAACCGUAUCGUAACGGAGGCUCUCGGUGCCGGUGCCCUAUCUUGGGUGCAGAAUCCACACAACUUGGAGGAUCGAAACUCGCUGGCCAAGCUGCUCUUCACCGUGGACUGCAAGGACGAGGUCUACGCGCGCGACGUGAAGCAGUUCCAGCGCACCCUGAUCCUGCCUCCGAGU